UGAUCAUUUAAACAAUUUGUUUCUAACAACGUGCUCAUGACAAUGAUGGCAAAAUAAUCGGUUCGUAUUGCGUCCAUGGUACAAUAGGGUGGUUUGCCAUUUUCGCUAAUGGAUUUUUCAUUGAUGGGCGAAGGAUAUUUUCACAUAGAUACUUGCCAGUAGUUACAGCCAUGGAGUGCUUCACCAGCCUUUGGUCUCGACAUCCCGUCGAAGACCAAAUACCGCCGCCCUGGUACAUCGACGAGCCCCGCACAACUAGCUCCAAAACAUCGGAGAAUCUGACCUACACCCGGAACGAAUUCCUGGAGAUCGUCGAGCGUAGCCGCAGGAACUGUCUCGAGUACUUGCUGAGGAAUUCCCGGGCGAUGGACCUGCGGGACGUGGUCAAAAAUAAGGCCGAAAAGCACAGGAACUUCUACGAGCGGCUAAUAGAAAACGACAGUACCAAAGAUGCUGUGGCUACCGACGCACAGAUGGCGUCACGCACACCGGACGAAAGUGCCGAUUGUGGUGGUACCCAGGGGGUGAGCCGGCAACGAAAGCAGGGUGUGCACGAGAUGCAGACACCCAAAGACACCAUUACGUUCCAGAGCGUGAGGAGGCUGCGCGACAACUACACCGCCAUGCUCGAAAAGAAGAACAAGGAGAACCUCAAACACGAACUGGUACCACCCCCGAACAGCGGCUAUUGCAGCUCGACAGCUUCGAACAACAGCGACGACGAAAAGGGGUUCGUGCCGAAGGCGAAUGUGCGAAGAUGCGGGUCGAACGACAGCGCGAUGGGGCAGAGCGACGACGACGGGGUCAUCGGGUCGAAUUGGGGCGAGAAGUGCGAACCGGCCGGCGAACAAUACGAAGAGGAAAACAGAUACCCAUACAGCCCGUACAGUCCAAGGGGUUCGAUUGAUCAUUCGAACGUGCCAAGCCGGACGUUGAUAGAGGCCCAAUACGUCCCAAUCGUCGACCGGAAACUGAGUGACAGUGCUAGUGUUAGUGAAGUGGACCCUGUUAGUGACAGUCGAAGGGAGAGUUGCGUCACCGAUGACGGGGACGAGACCCGUCACUACAGAUAUUGGCGUACCCCUUCCGUAGUCGUCAGCGAUUAUUCCGACGACAUUAUGGGCUUCAGUUUGGAGGAUUUGGAGUACAUUAGGAGCAGGAAGGAGAACUCGAGCUCUCCGGACUCCAGUCUUCACAGCUCGUGCAGCAAUUUGAACUAUUGCGGGUCGACGAUCAGCGGUCUGGACACCGAGUACGUCUUGGCGAAGCCUUUUAGGAAGUCCUCCAAUUGCUCCACGUGCAGCACUUUGAGCGGUGACGAGGAUGGGGACAGUUUGCACCCGUAUAAAAAAGAGCCCUCUGGUUGGAGGAAGCUCAGGAAUAUUGUGCAAUGGACGCCGUUCUUUCAAACCUACAGGAAACAAAGGUAUCCCUGGGUACAACUAGCCGGUCAUCAAGGAAACUUCAAGGCAGGACCUGACCAAGGAACAAUACUGAAAAAGCUGUGCCCCAAGGAAGAAAAAUGUUUUAAAAUAUUAAUGAAGGAUGUUUUAAGGCCGUACGUCCCCGAAUACAAAGGUCUCGUCGUCAGCGAGGAUGGCGAAUGUUCUUACAUCCAGCUCCAAGAUCUUCUCGGAGACUUCGUGUCCCCUUGCGUUAUGGACUGCAAGAUUGGGGUGCGGACUUACUUGGAAGAAGAGCUGGCGAAGGCUAAGGAAAAGCCCAAACUCCGCAAGGAUAUGUAUGAGAAAAUGUGCCAAAUUGAUCAAGAUGCGCCGACGGAAGAAGAACACAGGGCGAAGGGUGUGACGAAACCUAGAUAUAUGGUAUGGAGGGAGACGAUUUCGUCGACUGCAACUCUGGGAUUUCGGAUAGAGGGUAUACGUAAUGCAGAUGGCUCGUCCAGUAAAGAUUUCAAAACAACUAAAACUAAAGAACAAAUCAUCAAGGCGUUUGAGAGUUUCACCGACGGGUUUCCACACGCAAUCACAAAAUACAUACAAAGGUUGCAAGCCAUUAAAGCGACAUUAGAGUCGUCAGAAUUCUUCAACACACAUGAGAUAAUUGGCAGCUCGUUACUCUUUGUCCACGAUCGGUAUACUGCAAACGUAUGGCUUAUUGACUUUGCCAAAACAAUAAGUCUACCGGAAAACGUAAAAAUCGACCACAAUUCAUCUUGGAGGGUAGGAAAUCAUGAGGAUGGUUAUUUGGUGGGUGUCAACAAUCUAAUAAAAAUCUUUAAAACAAUGUGCGAGAACCAGCCAGUAGCUAUCAGUCCCCCUUUAUCCUUGCAAGAUCCUAAGGAACUGGAAGACCAGGAACUAAAACAAGAAAGCACUUGACGGAUUGUUGAUAUACAUCCUGGAUGAUGAAAUGAGAGGCUAUCAAAGUACACUGUGCCUAAUAUUUUCAUAAACUAUGAUUUCUAUAAAAAAGGGUAUUAUUUAUUUUUAUUUAUAUGUGAAACUUUAGCGUUGCCAUUUUUUAAUACCUCUUUAUUCAAUUUGGCAACUUAGUUUCAGAUUUUUUGCACUGAGACGUUGUACCUAUAAAAAUCCAUUAUUUGUGAAUGGAUUGUCGAAUUAGUUUGUAGAUUAUAUAUGAUCAUAUAAGAAUAAUUUAUUUAUGUAAAUUUACUUGUUAGGCAUUGCUUUUAAUUCAUUUUUAUCAUGUCAUUGUUUAUAUCAUUAAAUUUAGUUAAUGUUA
Molecule: messenger RNA, 2706 nt
Organism: Aethina tumida (small hive beetle)
Lineage: Eukaryota; Metazoa; Arthropoda; Insecta; Coleoptera; Nitidulidae
Gene: IP3K2
Product: inositol-trisphosphate 3-kinase B
Exons: 9
Coding region: 171-2342 (723 amino acids)
Biological process (GO): inositol phosphate biosynthetic process
Cellular component (GO): cytoplasm; nucleus
Molecular function (GO): inositol-1,4,5-trisphosphate 3-kinase activity; inositol tetrakisphosphate kinase activity
Source: RefSeq, a predicted model, not a curated record